This is a messenger RNA of Durusdinium trenchii, 984 nucleotides long. NCBI's taxonomy places the organism in Eukaryota, Dinophyceae, Suessiales, Symbiodiniaceae. The record is from the annotation of a GenBank genome assembly.
AUGUUGGCCACCACUUCAAAACAGUGUGGCGCUGCAAGAAACUGUGGCAGCAUUGCUGCAAUGAUCGUACCGGCCCUUCUCUACCAGCGCUUUGGCUGGCCGGCCGUUUGCUGCGGUGCUUGCAGUGCAGCGCUAUUGUAUAUACUACUGUCUAGUCUAGUCGGGCGCCAACAACCAGAAUCCAGGAGAGACAAGCACGAGGAGGGACAUCUGGACAUAUCAUGGAUUGAUUGGAUAGUGGGAUCGGCCUUCAUUUUCACAGAGUUGCAGUACAACAUUGGCAACGCUGCCAUCCCACAAACACUGACAACCACCUUCAAUAUGUCAGUUGGGGAAGUGGGCCCUACUUUGGGAAGCUUCAAUGCAAUCUCCAUGCUCUUUUUGGCGGUGUUGCCCAGCGUGCCUUGCGCAUUCUUGCACAGGAGUCCUUUGAACAUCGUGAUGUGUUUUCUCUUUGUCCUUGUGUCUUGGAUAUGUGCAGCCUUCUCUGCCAUGCACGCUGCCGAUGGAUAUUCGGUCUUUGUGAUGAGUAUCCUCUCCUUCACACUGUCCAUCAACAUGGCACAAGUCCUCAUGCUGGAGUAUCUGUCAGGUGUCUUGGACACUAAAGGCGCUGAGAGGCUCAUGGGCGUUUCAGAAACCUUGGGCUGCGGAUUUGCUAUGCUGGGGGGAUACCUGGGAGAUGAGCUUGAGGUGUACGGUUCGGCAGCUCCAUUUGUCAUGCAGGGCAUAGUUGCAUUCCUUACUGUCACUACGCUGGGAGCAUCACUGGCACACCGCCACGUGACCAGAGACAACCCGAGUCACGUGUCGCCCUUGAGCUUCCGGAACCAACUUGCAGAAGGAGUCAAGCGAAUUGCGGUGUCUCAGUCAACAGACAGUCCCGCAAGCAUGGAACGCAAAUAUCGGCAGCACCUUGCUCAGGGUAACCGCACUGUAGUCAAACCUUUGCUUGGGGAUGCUGAUGUCAUCACAAUUGCUUAA